Molecule: messenger RNA, 2614 nt
Organism: Vanrija pseudolonga
Lineage: Eukaryota; Fungi; Basidiomycota; Tremellomycetes; Trichosporonales; Trichosporonaceae
Exons: 4
Coding region: 427-1218 (263 amino acids)
Biological process (GO): dolichol-linked oligosaccharide biosynthetic process
Cellular component (GO): UDP-N-acetylglucosamine transferase complex
Molecular function (GO): GTPase activator activity; N-acetylglucosaminyldiphosphodolichol N-acetylglucosaminyltransferase activity; protein binding
Source: RefSeq, a predicted model, not a curated record
UGUGCAUACUUGCUGUUUGUUGGCCGGGCGUGGGUCACGGGCCAAGCAAACUGCACCUCAGCGGGCAGUAUAAGACUCACAAGGGGCUGCGACGCCGACCAACGCAUGCCCCGUCGCCGCUGUCGCAUACACGCUGUGCGCCAUCAUCGCACCACCGCCCAUGCCCAAUUACGACCCGCACCCCGACCCACGAUCCACGACCCACUCACCACGACCCACUCACCACCACUAGCCAGAUCGCCUACGGCAUCCGCCGCCAACUCGCCAUCUCACCGACCGAGAAUCCGCAUACCGCAGUGGCGUAAUACCUGAUAGCCGCGGCAGGCAAAGUUGCUGGAGUUGGAGCGUGGUCUAUUCUGCGCCUGGACACCCUCGUCAUAAGCAGUGCAGGACGCCGGCUAUCCGCCGCCGCUCGACACAUACACCAUGAACGUCGAGGUCGAGUACUCCGACCUCGAGGGCGUCGAGGGCGCCGAGGCCAUCCUUGCUGCCAUCACGCCGACGUCGCGCGCAAUCAAAGCAGCGUACAACCAGCUCGGGGACGACGGCGUCGAGGCCCUCGUCGCUGCGUUGCCUCCCCACAUUGAGCGCCUUGACCUCACAGACAACGAGGUGGGCGACCGCGGGCUGCUCACUACGCUGGGGUAUGCCGCGCGCAAUAGCGGGCUCAAGCACCUCUCGCUUGCCUUCAACGCAAUUCAUCUUGACGAAGCGACCACCGCGCCCGCCAUCGCGGCGCUCAACGCCUUCCACCUCGAAUCCCUCACCCUCUUCUCCAACCACCUCGAGCCGGCCGCCAUGACCGAGCUAUUCGAGCACCUCUCCGCGCCGCAGCUGUCAACACUCCAAAUGAGCAGAUGCAACGUCGACGACGAAGCGGCCGCCGCCAUCGCAAACUACCUCUCCUCACCGCGUGCUGGCGCUCUCACGACCCUCGACCUGGGGAACAACUGGCUCUCCGCUCUGGCGGUCAAGGACAUCAUCGACGCCGUCGAGAGCGCGCACUACGGCCUCGUACAUCUGUCUCUUGCGUCUCACGGCCUGCGCGGAACACGCGGGUGUAUCCUCUUCAAACCCGACUAUGACCCCAAGGCCGAUGUCGCCGCGCCGCAGCUGGUUGAGAUAGUGCACGAGCUGCAGAGCCGCCUGCCGGGCGUGCUGACGCGCAAUAGGGAGCUGUGCCGGCGGACAAUGGCGGCGGCCGCGCGCGCGCGGUAGCGCGGGCGAGGAUACUUCUCCACGCGGCCGCCAGGAGCAGCGGGACGACGACCACCGCCACCGCCACCGCCACCACAGCAUUCCCAUUCACUCGCCUCCCCCCAGAGCUGCAGCUCGCCAUCGCGCGCCACGCCUCGGGCGACGCGCACGCGCUGACCGAGACCCAGUGGGCGGGGGUGGUGCGCUACGCCUCGAGGCGCGCCACGCUCGGCCGCAUGCACCCGUGCCCCGUGUCGACGCUGCCCUUUGACGCGAGGGUCGGGCUUGCACUGACUUCCUGGUGCGAGGCGCUCGGGGUUGGGAGGUGGGAACGAGAGACGCGCGGGUGGGAGGCGCCCAGUCCGCGGCUUGGGGCUUGAGCACAGUAGGAGCAUUUAUCACGACCCACACGCAUUCCACACGCACUACACGCGUUAUGACACCACGACACGACACUCACAUUACAUGUACUUGUACCGUAGCACAUCCAUGAUCAUGACAAGGCUCCACCAGCUGCACCCAGCACACCAUUAUGGCCCUCGAGGCUGUCACCGUGCCUGCUUUCCCACGCUCGCUCGCCGGCAGCCUCCACCUCCACCAACGUGUCCACCAAACCCGACUUGAUCUCCCUCCCAGUCCCCCCAAUCACCCCAAUACCAGCGACUCGCCGGCAUGCUCCUCCUCCUCGCCGCAGCACUAGCAGCAUUAAUAGCGGCGCUUUCCCUGCGCCUCCGCGCAGUCCUGCCAAGCGGCACGCCGCCACCCCGCCGCACCACCCCCGCGCGGCUGGGUGUGUUCCUCGGCUCAGGCGGCCACACGGGCGAGAUGCGCUCCCUGUUGUCCGUGCUCGAUGGGAAGCGCUACGCGCCGAGGGUGUACGUCUACGGCGCGGGGGACGAGAUGAGCCUGCGUGCUGUCGUCGAGGUGGAGGGCGCGCUGGGCGGGACUACGAGCGGGGCGUGUACGCUGCUCGCGUUGCCGAGGGUGUGCGCGGUGGGCGAGGGAAGGCCCUCGGGUGUCCGCGUCGAAAACGCUCGCCAUCGCGCUGUGAUAUACGUUUGUGCUGACGUUAUUGCAGCGUCCCAGUACGCCUUGGGUCGACGUGCUCCUCAAUGGGCCGGGCACGGCCGUCGUCCUCGUCGCCGUCGCCCGCCGGAUCCUCGGCCUGUCGUACACGUGCAUUAUUUACGUCGAGUCUUUUGCGCGUGUCAAGACGCUGUCGCUUAGCGGCAAGCUGCUCCGUCCCUUUGUCGACACGUUUGUCGUCCAGUGGCCUGACGCUUCUGGACCGGGUGCGACCAAGGCCAACGCCGCCGACGCCGACUCCCGCUCCCGCCCAUCAUCAGGGGUCACGUACCGUGGCUUCCUUGUCUAGAUAUGCACUUGCCGUGCUCACCGUCUGCACAUGACUUGUGAC